This is a messenger RNA of Strongyloides ratti, 1746 nucleotides long. Its product is annotated as DNA-directed RNA polymerases I and III subunit RPAC1. The record is from RefSeq and is a predicted model, not a curated record. NCBI's taxonomy places the organism in Eukaryota, Metazoa, Nematoda, Chromadorea, Rhabditida, Strongyloididae. Gene Ontology annotation, cellular component: RNA polymerase I complex; RNA polymerase III complex. Bases 1 to 1746 code for a protein of 581 amino acids. Gene Ontology annotation, biological process: DNA-templated transcription. The transcript has 5 exons. Gene Ontology annotation, molecular function: protein dimerization activity.
AUGGUUGGGAGAAAAAAAGCUAAUUUACCUGUAUCCAAUGAAGAUUUUCAAAGUACUAAGAUAACUUCACCAAAGUUUGAUGAUACAAUUAAUUUUAUUGAAAGAAAAAAUACAUGUAAAAUAUUGUCAGAAUCGUCUACAAAUAUACUACAAUUACCAAUGGAAACACCAAUGAAUUCAACUGUCCGUUCAAUCAAUUCACCUAUGUCAGGUUCAACUGGGGGAACACCACCACGCCGAAGCAAAAUUUCCACAGAUGCUACACCCAAGCGUGUUGAUAAACAAUUGUUUUCAAAAUUCAAUGCUUUUGUCACACCAGCCCAAAUGGAUCCUUUUAGAAAUUCAAGUUUUAAGAUUGCACAAAAUCCAGACGAUACUAAUAUACAUGGACAAUUUCUGCAAAUUAAUAGAACUCUUGAGGAAGAUAUUAUAAAAAGUACAGUUAGAAGACGACCGAAUGUAAAAACAAUAGCUUAUAAUACUACAUAUGAAAGACCAACGGCUGGAGGAAGAGAACAAAUUCAGAUUCUAUCGGAAAGUACAAUAUUUAAACAACAAACCCUAAAAAUAAUUUCAAAAAUUAUUGCAGGAAUUCUUACUUUUACACUCAGAAGGUUUGACGCCAUUCAAAUAUUUGGAGAAAUUAUGUCAAUGGAUUACGAGGAUUCCAAUGGUGCAAUGGCACAUGAAAAGCUUAUCAUGGAGGAGGAACGUGUUCUUAAUACAUAUGAUUCUGCAACUGACUAUGCGUCAAACAGUAGCUCGUUUAACAUAUUUAAAGAUGUUAAAAAUUAUGUUAACAAUAUAAGAAUAAAAAUAAUUAAUGUUAUUCCAGAAGAAAAUACAAUUGAAUUUGAUUUAAUAAAUGUUGAAGCGCCAAUAGCUAAUACUUUAAGACGUGUUUUAUUGGCAGAAGUCCCAACAAUGGCCAUAGAAAAAGUAAUGUUAUAUCAAAAUACUUCUGUUAUUCAAGAUGAAGUUCUUUGUCAUAGAUUGGGGUUACUUCCUCUCAAAGCAGAUCCAAGGAAAUUUGAUUGGCCAGGCGUAAAAAUUGAAGGAAUUAAUGAAGAAGGUGUCGAUAUGGAAGAGGAACCUCCUGUUGAUCCUAAAAAACAUCUUGUUUUUGAUUUCCACGUUAAAUGUGUUGAAUCGAAAGUUAAAGUUCAAAGUGGUAGUAAAGUAUCUAAUUAUGAAAAUGAAGUUGUCAAAUCGAAUCAAAUAAUUUGGCAUCCUAUUGGUAAUCAGGCUGAGGAGUUUGGCGAUGAUCCACCAAGAAUGGUACAUGAUGAUGUGAUAGUGGCGAAACUUAAAGGUGGUCAAGAAAUAGAAGCAAAAUUACAUUGUGUAAAAGGUAUUGGACGUGAUCAUGCUAAAUUCUCACCUGUUGCAACGGCUUCAUACAGAUUGCUUCCAACAAUAACAUUAAAAGAAGAUGUAUAUGGAGAUGCUGCAAUUAAAUUUCAACAAUGUUUUAGUGAAGGCGUCGUUGAUGUAGUAGAUUCAGAACAUGGUCCUAAGGCUGUCGUUGUUAAUGCGCGUAAUGACCUUUGUUCAAGAAAUGUUUUAAGACAUGAAGAAUUUAAAGAUAUUGUUGAACUAGGAAGAAUUAAAAAUCAUUUUAUUUUUAGUGUAGAAUCCACAGGUGCUCUAAAAGCUGAGGAAUUGGUUAUUGAAGCUUGUAAAAUAAUUCAAUGGAAGGCUCAAGGCUUGAAAAGUUUAGUUCAAAUGAAGUUUAAAAAGUUGUAA